CGCACGAAACAUUCAAAACAAAAGCAAAAAGAACCGAACAACGUGCUGUGUAUGUACGUUUUAUUUUCCAAAAACAUACGAAGGUAUGAGCAAGAUAGAGCGAAAAGCAGUUAAACGAGUUGAAAGCUUCCAUUGCAUUAGUCAGUAACGUUGGCAAGAAGUUUCAAUCGAGACGUGUUUCCGAAGGCUUAAGAAGUUUUUUUUAAAUUUUUUUGCAUUAUUAUUUUCCAAAAUAACAAAAAAUAAAGUUUAUAAUUUUAUUUGGCAGAAAAGAAUUUCAUACACAAGCCCUAAAUGUUUAUAAACUGUGCAUUUGUGGAAUAUUUCACAUGGAAAAAAGAAUAAAAUUCUUGAAUGACUUCAAAAUAGAAAUUUAAUUUGUUUAAAAAAAGGUGGUUUUCUUGUAUUUAGUGGGCAAUGAAGAGAAUGGAGGAAAGAGAAAAAGUUCAAGUACAUUGAAAUCAAAUCGCGAUUCUUUUUCGUCUCACAACACAAAUACACUCAAAUGGUGGAUGUUGAUGAAGAAGAAGUUGUGAUCUUAAGAAAAGUGUAAGAAUGAAGUUUGUGGUUUUGUGGCAGUGAGGAAUUAUAACGCAUUUAUUGUGUCAAUAUUAGCUGAGUAAAUGUUGUAGACAAUCUGUGGAUAAAUAUUCAAUUUGUUAUGUGCGAAGCCGGUGUUGAUGAUUUUUGGAAUUGCUUGAUCCAUGACAUAGCUUUUGAGCCAGAUUAUCAAAUCAACUAAGCUUUGGCUAGUGAAUUAUUCUGCUCAGGAACUUAAGUUAAAGAUUUAAAUGUUAUAGCUGGCUAAAGCUUCAAAAGGCUGACGUAUAUUAAUUCUAUGCAAAAGUUAAACAUUAUGAAAUGCAAGCGACUCAUGAUACACAAAUGUUUUACGCAAUAAAGUGCAGCUGACUAUUCUGCACCCAAUAAUUAUCUCAACCAAAUUAAAAAUGGUAUAAAUCCCGUGAAAUGCACGUUUUAAAAUUCUUUCAUGACUCAAUAAUGCUCAAUGUUCGUGAUGAGCAAAUAAAAGGAAAAAGUGCAUGUAGCAGUGAUGGAAUUAUAUGCUAAUGAAAACCAAGUUUAUGUGUAGUUCAUGAAGCCCGUAAAAAAACCGAGUAAAAAAAUCAAUUUAGAUUUAAUUUUGGAACUAAUUUUUUGUUUCGUGUGUAUGUAACGGAACACGGGAAUUUCAUUCAGUAGAAAAAAAAAUGUUUUGUUAUUAUUGCAUGACGAUGUAAAAGUUAAACAAAAGUAAGUUACGACCUGGAUAGAUAAGAACGUGUUGAAGUAAAUUAUUAUAUAAGAAAAUAUUUAUUUGAGGACAUAAUAAACUAUGAACAUCAAUAAGUGCAUUAAAAACUUAUUAAAUUAAAGCUAUGGAAAGUUUAAUAGAAGUGAACCGCAGUCAUAAAAGUGAUAAUCAUGGAAUAUCGCAGAUGUCUAUUAAUUACCCCCAUUCGUCCCAACUGCAUGCAUAUGAUGCACUUGCAGCUACAAAAAAAUAUGAAAAACAGUUUAGAAGAUGUAAGAGCUGUUCUGACAUUGAAAAGCAAACAAAAAUCGAUAUUAAUAUGGGAAGUAGGGUCAGUCGAUCUCAAAGUUGCGAUAACGUGAUGGUAAACAGUGUCAGUUUUGUGUAUGAGCCACUUAAUAGAAAAAAUUUGCUAGUCAAUCAAGACAUAGUAUCAGAUAAUGAUGACAGUGAUGAUUAUAAGCUUUUGGAUAGCUCAUCAGAUGACGAGAGUGACAAUAAUGAAUUUUCUAAUGUGAAAUUAAAUAUUUCUAAUAAUGAUGAUUGCCAUGAGUGUCCCAUUAAAGACUCAAAUGACAUUAACGAUGAUUCUAUUGAUGAUGACGACAACAACGGUUCUUAUGAGAGAACAACAAACACCAACAAAAGUAUGUUGUCGAUUAAUUGUGAUGGUCAACAACAUGACAAUACGGAUGAAAAUAGCUGUACUAUUAUUACAAAAUCAACAAAUGGGCACACGCUACAAUUAAAUGUCAAUGAGACCGCACCAAGUAGUAGCAGCAAUGACAAUUGUUCUCUUAUCACAAAAUUUUCUACAUUACCGCGUAUAAAGUCGCACGAAAAUAAUGUUCAUAAUGAGAAUUGUGUUAGGAGAUCAUGUAAAGUCACAAGAAAACGAACGGAUGUCUUAAACGAAAGGGAAAUUGAGGAAGUUAGGAAACCAGUGAAAUUAGAAAAUGUAAAUAAUAAUAAUGAUUGUGAGUGUAGCACCAGCAGUAGCAGCAUAAUGUUGAAUAUUCAAGAAAACAAUACACACCACGACAAUGUCAUUAAUGAAAUACAAAAAAGUGAUAAAAUAAACGAGUCGUUAUUCCAUUGCACGACUUUACCGAAGGCAAGGUCACGAAUGAGUGAACCGCCACAUUUUCGACACAGCCUAAGGCAUUCUAUCGAUUCAGAACGUCCAAGAAAGUGUUUGAGUGAGUGUAAUGCUUCAGGAAUUGAAACAACUGUCGUGAAUUGUGAUGAAUCAACAUCUGGCACGGCAGCAGACAGCACAAGAGCUGUGAAAAGAUCGCGUAGUAAUUUAUCAUGGCUACGGAAGUCAAUGAAAAAAUUAAAUCCAUUUCAAAUGCCGCAAGAAAUUGAAUCACCAUUAAAUAAUACGAUACCGCCAUCAACGUCACAUGACAUAAAUCCUACUAAUGCUGUCUCCAGUGAAUGCGAAAAGGAAAAUUUUCCCCAAGAAAAUCAAUUUGAGAAUGGAAGUGAAUGUAGGACGGUUUUAAACAAUGAAAAUAUUCCGCAAGUCAAUGGAGCUACUCCCGAGAACUCAAACAUGACUGAUAUCUUCAACGUUGUCUUAUUGGAACAGCAACAACAAGGAAUGAAUGAUAGUCGUCCGCGACAAUAUGGAAGAAGAUCAAAUCCAGUACGCAUUUCGUCUCUAGCGGCUGAUUCACUCAACCAUUCAGCAGCUAGAAUAAUUGCACACCAUCAUCAGCAACAACGACCAAAUAGUGCCCCAGUUGUGAAUCGAACUCCAUCACAAAGAAAUGCUCAUCGGCCUAGACAGAGUCUUCCAUCAGAGCAAAGUUCAUUGGCAUCAUCACGAAAUUCUAGUCCUGUAUCGAUGGUCUCAAGUACUGGCUCGAGCUCAAUACCCGAUGUUAUAAAUACAAUACAUGACAUUCAUCCACGAUUUACAACCACGGGUGCAUCGACGAAUAAUUCUGAGGAUGAUGAAAGAGAUCAAAAUGAUAAUUCAAGUGAAUCAAAGUCAACGUGGCCUUACUUAAUAAGUCGUCCAAUAACAUGUCUAUUUUGUACAUUGGGAUUAUUCAAUAUUUCGCGAUUUGCAAUAUUUUCUGUGCAUUUUGGAGCUAAUUUUCUCGUUCAAUUUCUGUUGCUGUCAUUCAUUUUUGGCAUACCAUUUUUAUGGCUACAAAUUGUUUUAGGACACAAGAUUAAAGGAGGCAUAGUGACACUGUUUAAAAUCACACCAAUUUGUGUAGGCAUUGGCAUUGCAUUGAUGAUAGUACACUGCAUUAUCAGUCUCUAUUCAAGCGUCAGCAUUGCCUGGGUAUUAAUCUAUUUAAGAGACUCAAUGAUCUCAUCAGACGAGCAUUAUUUGUGGGAGGAGAGAUUCGACUCAUAUCGAGGCUAUCAAAACAUUUCAGCUUUACGUUUAUCAGAAAACAUUGCAGAUUAUUUUAAUGGCGUGGUGCUGCAAAGAUUGUCUGGCGUUGCUAAUACCCCCGAUGGAAAAAUGAGACUUCAGCUGGCAUUCAACGUCUCAAUUGUGUGGAUUUUGGUGUUUGUUGUGCUGAGUCGGGGAAUAAAGUCACUUGGAAAGAUCAUGAUUGGAAUGUGUUUAGUUUGCUUCUUGGGUCUGGCAGCUGUCUGUAUUAAAUUUUUAACUUUAUUGAACUUCGAGACUGUUCAGGAUAUAUUUCCUGCUACUGAUUGGCAAGAAUUUUUUGCCAACUCGCAUAGUUGGUCAGUCGCAGCACAAGAAGUCUUUUUGACGUGGGGGAUACAAGGCGUUUCAAUUUAUGCAAUGUACUGUAAAUCUGGAAAAAAUCAAAGGCUGAAUAAUUACAUUCUGCGAAGAGAGGCACUGCUGAUUGUAUUUCUGACUCUUUUUGGUCUUUUUCUUGGGGGUGUAUUAGGAUCAACAUGCAUAAUUAUUCUUAAAUUAAAUGGAUUUAAUUACUUUCCAGCGUCAUUUGAAAAUCCAAAAAAUGACAUCUUCUUAUGGCCCGUGCAUUACGCCUCAUUACCAAGUUUUCAUCACUCAAUACCAUCAAAAUGGAUUACACGCUACUCAAAUGUCGUCGGAGAAUGUUCAGAGAGGCCAAUUUUUGUGAAUCAACAAGGACAGCAGAUUUACAAGGAAAGUGGAUACAAGCCACUUAGACUAAUAACAGAAAUUCUUCCAUCAACAUUGGCGAUAAGCUCACGAAUAGAUCCAAUUUGGGGGACGAUUGCAUUUCUAUGUCUAUUUUUAUUCGGAAUCGGUCAAUUAUGUGUCAUGUGGAAGUCAAUUAGUGGUGCAAUUGGAAAUUCAACAUCAGCAAUUUUAUUAAGUUGCGUAACUGGAUUGUUUCUAGGCGUUCCACUAACCACAGAUAACGGAAUAAUCAUUAUGCACUUUUUGGAUAACAUCUUUGGUGGUUCAUGGUUUAUUCCCAUUUUAUGGACAUCAUAUUUACUGGCUAUCUUUAUGGUUCGAGGAAGGCCUUACUCGUCUGAUCUCUUGGUGAAGGAAUUAAGAUUGACUGAAACACUUUCAGCAUUCAUGGCAUUUUCUUGGAAUGUUUUACUUCCUGUUGGAUUCUUAUUGCUCUCCGUAAUGGAAUAUAAAAAGAGCCAUUCGAAUGAAUUGUUCCAUCAACGCAACAUAUUAAGUUUGAGCCACAUGUCGAAUUGGCCUUUAUGGGUGAAGCAAGUUGGUGGCUUACUGCAAGUAUCGCUGUUAAUUCUACUACCAUGUGUUGCAUUAGUCCAAAUUUACAUUUAUUUGAGUCGCGGACCUAAAGAUGUUUUGGAAAGAAUAGAAAGACUUUUCCGUCCACCACUUGACACAAGUGAUACAAAUUCAUUGUCGCACAUGCCAAUCAGACGAAUAUGUCAACCCAACUUAGCUCAAUCAAAUCCAAUAUCGACUACUCUUAAUGAAAAUAAUAACAACAAUAAUUUGGUAACGGAUGAUCCACCAAAAUAUUCACCUCCACCAAGUUAUGGAAAAGCUAUGGGACUUAGAGUCGCUAAAGUAUUAAGAAACAGUAUACGAAGAAGUGUAAGACGAUUAAGAAGAAGUGAUAAUACUGUAGCCGGAACAACAAUCAUACCUACAAUAUCGUCAAACGUAGAAUCUCGCCCACAAAGUCAACCCACGACAUCCCGUCCAACAAUACUUGGGCAAAACUUUAAUGAAUUUAUUAGAUCUUCAUUAAGAAGAAUAAAUCGAAGUUCACAAUCAACAGAACAAUUAGUAUUAUCGGAUAUCUCAGCUACAUCAACAAAUUUACAUAUUGUAUAGAAAUUAUAGCUUGUAUAUUUAUUUAUUGUGAAAUUCUAUAUUUAAACUCGUG
Chironomus riparius is the source of this 5571-nucleotide messenger RNA. Lineage: Eukaryota; Metazoa; Arthropoda; Insecta; Diptera; Chironomidae. The record is from the annotation of a GenBank genome assembly.